This is a messenger RNA of Lodderomyces pseudojiufengensis, 1803 nucleotides long. RefSeq lists its product as uncharacterized. Lineage: Eukaryota; Fungi; Ascomycota; Pichiomycetes; Serinales; Debaryomycetaceae. The record is from RefSeq and is a predicted model, not a curated record. Gene Ontology annotation, biological process: mRNA processing. The transcript has a single exon. Bases 1 to 1803 code for a protein of 600 amino acids.
AUGUCAAAGUAUGAAUCACAUAGUACACUUUUGUCUAGCGGAGAUAUAACAUUAACUGCUCCUUAUGCCAUUCCAUCAUCAAAUAAUUCCAAAUUAUUAUCAUUACUAUCUAAGAAUUCAAACUCUGUAGACCAAAAGUCGAAGAACGAUAAUACAGCUAAAGAUAUAGAUGAAAGAAAAUCAAACGACGAAAAUCAUCAAUAUCAAUUGAAUCUACAACUACCUACUCCAAAACAAUUUGAUGCUUCUGAUAUAAUUGAAAUAAAUAAUACAAAGAUCUUAACACAACAAUCAAAUCAAAAAAGUAUCACUAGUAAUAACGAUAAUAAUAAGGUCUCAAAAGAGUUGGUAACUGAAGUUAUUAAUGAAAAUGAUGAUCCAAAAUAUCUUAUAGAUAUAGAUUCAAUAAAUCCAACUAAUUUAAAAGAUCAAAUAUCAACAAUUAUUAUAAAUAAUUUCCCCAAUUUGAAAAACAAUGUGAUUGAAAAUAUUCUAUUAAAACUUUUAAACCCGUCAAAUGAUGAGUCCAAAAAAUUUGAAUGGUCAACGAUAAAUGGUUCUGAAUAUAUUGAUCAAAAAGUUGUAUUUUUAAGAUUUUCAAAAUUAGAAAAUUUAAAAUGGUUUAUUGAAAAUUAUGAAAAUGAUCUUAAUGAAAUCAUACCUAAAAUUGAAUUAAUAUAUAAUCCAAAAAUAAAGGAUACAUUAUCGACAAUAAAGGUUGAAGAUUUAAAUUCACAAUCAAUAAAAGAAAAAUUAAAAAAUCAAAUAAAAUUAAUAUGUUUUAGUUCAAAAAAUUUUGAAACAAAUUCUAAAACAAAAGGAGUUGAAGAUUUAGAUCAUAUAAUGAAAUCAUAUUCAAGUUAUACUGUAGAUAAUAACGAUUUAAUUGAUGUUCCCAAGGAAAUGAAAGAUAAAAUUGUAAAAGAUAUUAAAAUAUUUAGAUCCAAGAUGUUAAAUAUUGAAAAAUUAAAUAGACAAAAACAAAAUGAAAAAGAAAGGUUUAAAAUAAAACAAAAAUUAAAUGAAUUAUAUCAAAAUUUAAAAGAAGUUAAUGAUAAAAAUAAAGAAAAUAAAGAUAUAACCGGUGAAGUUGAUGAUGAAUAUAAAGAUGUUAUAAUACCUGAAAAUCAAUUUGAAAAUUUAAAUGAUAAAGAAUGUGAAGAAAUGUUGAAAAAAAUUGAAGUAAAAGAAAUUGAAACAAAAUAUAAUACUGAAUUAUUAAAUUUUAAAUCAAAAGAAGAAGAACAAAAAGAAAUAUUAAUUUCAAAAUUACAAAACCUUAAAAAUUAUGAAACUUCAAUAAUUGAUUCAAAAUUAGAAUCAAUUGAAAAAUUGAAAAACAUUGAGAAAAAUGAUUUAUAUAAUCGUAAUUAUAAUGAAUAUUUAAAACAAAGACAAAUUAAAAGAUUAUAUGAAUUAGAAAAAGACGAAGAAGAUCAAAAAUUAGAAGAAGAAGAAUUAAAAGCUAAUGACAGUAAAGCUUCUAAUAUUGAAAUUGAUCAAAUUGAGGAACCACAGACUAAGAAAUCAAAAUCAUCAACAUCAAAAUCAAAAUCAACAUUAAUAAUUAAUAACUUAUCAUCAGGUACUCAACAAAAAAUACAUCAAAAAAUAAAUGAAUUAAUUGAAGAAUAUUUAGGUAUACAAGAUGAUAUAUUAUUUAAAGUUAUAAAUGAACAUAUCAAAACUUAUAAUUUAAAUAAUAGUGAUGAAUUAAUUGAAGAAUUGAUUGAAAUUUUAGAUGAUGAUUCAAAAGUAUUAGUAAAUCAAUUAUUUAAUUAUAUAGAAUCAAUAGCAGAAUAA